GAAAACCGCUGCACGCGGCCCCCACGGCUGGCUGGUGGUCGACAAGCCCGGCGGGAUUACCUCUGCGCCGUCGUCGCCCGCAUCAAGUCCGCGGUCGGCCGCGGCGCAAAGGUGGGGCAUGCGGGCACGCUCGAUCCGAUGGCCACGGGAGUCCUGCCGGUGGCUAUCGGCGAGGCCACCAAGACGGUCGCCUUCAUGAUGGAUGCACCCAAGCGCUACCGCUUCGGCGUGCGCUGGGGGGAGCAGCGCGAUACGGACGAUGCCGAAGGUACGGUCAUCGAGACAAGCCAAAGUCGACCCGCCGGAUCGACGGUCGCAAACGUGCUUCCCCGCUUUAUCGGCCGGAUCGAGCAGGUGCCGCCUGCGUAUUCCGCCCUCAAGGUCGGUGGCGAGCGCGCCUAUGCGCUGGCGCGCCAGGGCCGGCCGCCGCAGCUUGCGCCGCGCACCGUCCAUGUCAUGAGCCUGACGCUGACGAAGGCCGACGACGACGGCGCUGCCUUCGUGGUCGAGUGCGGCAAGGGAACCUAUGUCAGAGCGCUGGCCCGCGACAUCGCGCGCGCCGCCGGAACGGUGGGUCACGUGAGUUGGCUGCACCGCGCUGCGGUCGGGCCGUUCGCCGAAGAGGAUGCGAAACCACUGGAUAAACUGGUCGCGCUCGGGCAUAGUCUGGCCCUCGCCGAAAGCCUGCUUCCGGUCGACGCGGCGCUGGCCGACAUCCCGGCACUGCCCCUGACCGCACGCGAGGCAGAUCGUCUGCGCCACGGCCAGCCCGUGCCCGCGCACGGUGCGGCACCCGGGAGGGUCCGCGCCAUCGCCGGGUCCCGGCUCGUGGCGCUAGCCGAAGUCGGCGCGGGUCAGGCCCGCCCGGUGCGGGUCUUCAACAUGUGA
Messenger RNA from Geodia barretti, 888 nucleotides. The record is from the annotation of a GenBank genome assembly. Lineage: Eukaryota; Metazoa; Porifera; Demospongiae; Tetractinellida; Geodiidae.